This is a messenger RNA of Momordica charantia (bitter melon), 2614 nucleotides long. Its product is annotated as SUPPRESSOR-OF-WHITE-APRICOT/SURP RNA-binding domain containing protein 1. The record is from RefSeq and is a predicted model, not a curated record. Gene Ontology annotation, molecular function: RNA binding. Gene Ontology annotation, cellular component: perinuclear region of cytoplasm. Gene Ontology annotation, biological process: RNA processing; intracellular calcium ion homeostasis. Lineage: Eukaryota; Viridiplantae; Streptophyta; Magnoliopsida; Cucurbitales; Cucurbitaceae.
CACUAAAAAAAAUAGAAUUAGAAAACAACCCAAGACCUGUGUUUCAGACAAAGAAAUCCAUCGCUCGCGGUGCCCUAGCUCUGUAAUCAACACCGUCUCCAUAGCUACCGGCGCUUCUUCGAGCGGCGGCGGACAUGCCAUCACACGCCGCCAACCUUGCUGCUUCAUGGGCCGCGCGGUUACCAUCUCUUCCACACAAGAUUUAAGAACACAAAAAAUACGCCACCAUUAUCAGCUGACAGUCAAUUCACGGUAUCAGACUUUCUGGUAGCUGUGCAAAGAGAUUGAUUUGGUUGGAGAUUUUGUCGAGAUUACUAUCCAGCUGAUAGUUCAUAUAGAAUUCUUGAUAGCUAAUGGAUCGACAGUCUCAAGAUUAUGCAGCUGCUUCUGCUAUGGCUUAUGCCAACCAGCAGAGACAAGCAACUAACCUACAACAACAGCAGCCGUUUGGAUUUCAUGGCCAACAUCAACAAUUUCCUCCAUCCGUUCCGUUCCUGCCGCCACAUCCUGCUAUGCAACAGUUCCCUUUUCACCACCCUAUGCAGCAGCAACCACAACUCCACCCACAUCAUCCACCCCACCCUCACCUUCUCCAUCUUCAACAGCAACAGCAGCCACCGCCAGCUUUUGCUCCUCAUUUACCUCCUCCCAUGGGUCCUUCACCUUUCCACAGUCCCUAUGAUUCUGCUCCACCACCAGUUCCACCUCCUUCAGAUCCCGAGCUCCAAAAACGUAUCGAAAAACUUGUGGAGUAUAUCAUAAAGAAUGGCCCUGAAUUUGAAUCCAUGAUACGUGAAAAGCAACUUGAUAAUCCGGCAUAUGGCUUCCUCUUCGGUGGGGAGGGGCAGGGUUACUACCGUUAUAAGCUUUGGCUAAUGACUCGUCCCCAUCUCGGAGGUCCCUUCAAUUCCCCCUUUCCGUCUUCAUCUAUGUCCAUGUUGCACCCCCAUCCAAAUCCUAUGACAAGUCCAUCUCCACUUAAUGCUCCUCCGUUGAAUUCUUCCGCAUCAAUAAUUGGAGGUCCUCAAAUGCACCAAACUCCUUUUGCUUCUUUCUACGAGCAGCACCAUCAACAGGCCUUUGGGGUGCCUGGUCGGUCGGAUUAUGAUCAAUCUUCAAAAUCUUUUAAAGGCCUUUCUGGACCUCUUCCUUCUGAUGUUGCUCUGGAGCUAAACAAUGUGCUUAAUAAUCUCACUGGUGCUAAAGAAUCAAUUAAAGGUGCUAAAACUUGGUUCAUGCAGCGGUCUCCUUUUGCUCCAGCUAUGGCCGAGGCACUUAGAGACAUGAUAUUUAACAUAGAUGAUUCUGAGAAGCAACUUCAUAUAAUAUACCUUGUCAAUGACAUUCUUUUUGAGAGCAUGAUGCGAAGAAUCAACACAAUUGACCUUGACAAUGAAGCUCUAGCAUUUAAACCAGUUUUAGGUUCCAUGCUUGCAAGGGUCUAUCACAACCCUCAAAUGAAGGAGGAAAGUCAGAUGAAAUUACAGAAGUUGGUACAGUUCUGGGCGUCCAAGGAGAUCUACGAUCAAGGUACUAUCGGUGCACUUGAGGGUGAAAUGAUUAAUGGGGUACCGGCUAAAACUUUGUCAGGGCUUCCAAAAGAUUUGCCCUCUUCAGUAGAUUCAGCUGCUGGAUUGGCACAACAUUCAAAUAGCCAUACUGUGCACCAGUGGCAACCUGACAGGCCAGGUGCUCUUCCAAGUUUUACCGAUCCAGAACACCCCGAUAAGCCGAUCGCUCUGGGCCAAGCGCUGUCAAGAUCCGUUACACCACACCAAUUUCUACCUAAUACGAUACCUGCUGCUGCGUUUGUAAACUCCAUUCCUUUGCCAACUUCUGUUCAACCACCAAACCCACAGCCCAAUGCCCAAUUAAUGCCACCACAGCCUGCUGCUGUGGGUGAAAAAUUGCCACCAUAUCCUUUGUUCCCUCCUGGUCUUAUUCCUGGAAUGGUGAGGAAGAUGCAGAUUGGAAGUGGGGUCCCAUACUCUCCCAUGAGCCCUUUGGAUAUUCCAACUAUAAUUCCUCCAUCCAAUAUAUCUCCCUCAGAAGUUCUCGAGAGAGUGUCUAAGUUCUUUAAAGAGAUUGGAGAGGUUAACCCUUCGGAAGGACCCAUGAGUUCCGAUACCAAAGACGAUGAUUACGAGUACGAGAGAGAACCGCAAGUACGUAAGGGUGGAGCUUGCAUUCCUCCUCCUCCCAACCUUCAGGUUGACCCGGAGACUGGUGCUUACGCUGACGGGAGUGUCGACCGGAAAGGUUCGGGAAGGUUAGGACUUGGGGCAACGCCCAAUCCGAAUGAGGAUAGUCAAUACGAUGAUGUUUAUACUUCUUAUAGGAAGCAAAGAAGUACCAAUUACCAUUCCUCCAUGAGUGCUAGGGCCACAACAAAGUGAAAAGAAACCAUGGAACUCAUUACUAGGAGUGACCGUAGAUUGGAACAUGUAACAUACCAGCCUUUUUCUGUUUACUUUUGAGUUUCUCUGGAUUUCGAAUGUUAAAUUUCACCGUUUUACUGAACUUGAUCGGUUGAAUUGUGUAUUUAGUUCUGAUCUAAAGAAUCACUUUCCAGACAGAUAAACAGUAUAAAAUGAGGCUUCCUUUUUUAGAUUGA